AAUCUCACAACACAAAUUAUAAAAUCCAAGAAAGCUCUAACAAACCCACUAAUCAUUCUCUCUUUCAUCCAUAAACCAAGAAAACAAACCCAAUAACACAAAUCUCUCUCUCUCUCUCUCCCACUUUUUCUCCCAUGGCAAACCUCAACUACUAUCCUCAUUUCUUCAUCAUCACACUCAUCAUGUUCACAACCUCCACAACAUGCAGUAACACCACAACAAACCCUAUCAACAACAACUCAACAACAACAUCAUCAACUCCACCAUUGGCAAUGCAAGAAAUGAACAACAUUCUUGAUGCACUAAUAGGAUCAGGAGACACAAGCAUAAACAAAUGGGUAAGCAUCUUAUCAAUCUCCCAUCCAUCACUUAGCCUAACACUCUUCAUUCCUCAACAACCCUUACCAUCUUCCUCUACAUUAAACCCCUUCACUUUUCCAUAUCAUAUCAUCCCUCAACGUCUCGUCUACGCUGACCUCCUCCUCCUCCCUCGUUACUCUCGUAUCCCUACUCUUCUCCCCGGUAAAACCAUCACCGUUACCGAUAACUUCCCCGGUAAUUUCACCCUUGAUGAUGUCUUGCUCACUCAACCUGAUCUUUAUAAUACUUCUUCUCUUGCUGUUCAUGGUGUUCAGAGGCUUCUUGAUUACUCAACUUUUGGUGAUGCUUCCAUGAUGCCUAACUCGCCGCCUUUUAUGCCCGUCGGAGAAACGUGGGAUUCUGUUGACUCCUCACCGUGUGCCGCGUUCAACGUCUUCCUGUUGGUUAUCAGUUUUGUUCUUCAUCAACUCGUGUUCUUCGAUACAUGUUGAGUUUUAUUUCGUUUCUUGCGUGCAUUAUAUUCAAGAAAAUUUAGCAGUAUUAUUUUUCUUUGCAAAGAAAUUU
Messenger RNA from Medicago truncatula (barrel medic), 885 nucleotides. Its product is annotated as FAS1 domain-containing protein SELMODRAFT_448915. The transcript has a single exon. The coding region runs from base 135 to 812 and encodes 225 amino acids. Lineage: Eukaryota; Viridiplantae; Streptophyta; Magnoliopsida; Fabales; Fabaceae. The record is from RefSeq and is a predicted model, not a curated record.